Aspergillus udagawae is the source of this 1776-nucleotide messenger RNA. RefSeq names its product polyprenyl synthetase family protein. Lineage: Eukaryota; Fungi; Ascomycota; Eurotiomycetes; Eurotiales; Aspergillaceae. The transcript is spliced from 7 exons. Bases 1 to 1776 code for a protein of 591 amino acids. Gene Ontology annotation, molecular function: prenyltransferase activity. Gene Ontology annotation, biological process: isoprenoid biosynthetic process. The record is from RefSeq and is a predicted model, not a curated record.
AUGAUGAAAAAUGACACCCUCGCUGAUCUUACUCUGGGCGUCCUGUCGAUGUGGAAACUUGGUCAACCGCCAGUGUUCGAGUAUGACAUAAACAAGCGAUUUAACUCGUUGUUGAAUAAUGUACCCGAUUUCACGCCAGAUGUAAGGUCGCUGUUCUUCAAAACCUCGGUAGAUAUGAUUACUGCGCAGUCGACGGGCAGCCAGUCCGGCAUGUUGUUUGAAGAGUACAAGAAAGCUCGGAUCGCGAGUUCCAUUGCCAAACAAACCUACGACUUCGUUGCUUACAUGCAGGGCCUGCGGGUGACAGAAGACGAAAGGCAAGCCGUGUCGGAAAUGAUUGGUUAUGGUGUUUUGAGCCUAUCCCUGUCAAAUGACUACUACAGCUUUCACAGAGAGUUUGACGACCAUUUUCGUUCUGGAAGCCUUGAUGCAGUCCACAAUGCAAUGGCACUGCUGAUGACCGAGUAUGGCUAUACCGAGCUUGAAGCAGGAGAUAUCCUGAAGCGCGAGGUACUCGGCGCGGAAAAGAACCUGAUGGAGAAAUACAGACAAUGGGAACAAUCGUCGGAAACGAAGUCGGAUGAUCUUCGGUCUUACCUCAUACUUUUCAUUCUAUCAAUUGGCGGAGCAAAUUACUGGCAGGCUCAAACUCCCAGAUAUAGUGACGAUGGGUUUAUAACCACCGUCGAGGAUCGAGCUCGGCUGCUUCAACCGCGAAGGGCCCCGGUGUUUAAACUAGAAGGACAUCCGCCUCCAGCAGCACUCGAUGAGAGUCAGGAAAAGACUGUGAAUGGAGAGAGUCAUGAAGCAGGUUGCCUGGGACCCAAAGUUGCAAACGGCACUGUCUUGGAAGUUGAUGUUUGUGCACCUUUUCAGGUUGCCGAUGCCGACCAGAUUUGCAUGGCUCCGUUCAACUAUAUAAAGGCUCUUCCUGGCAAGAACACCUUGGUCAAAUUCAUCAAUUGCCUAGGAGUGUGGUUCAGUGUACCAGACGAUAUCGCUUCAGUCCUGAAAGAGGUCGCGGUAAUGCUUUUCAAUUCAACACUGCUACUCGAUGAUAUCGAAGAUGGUUCAACACUUCGGCGUGGUAGACCCGCUGCCCAUCUUGAAUUCGGACUCAGUCAGACUGUCAACACCGCCACGUUUCUGCAUGCGGAGGUCGUCGGCCGUAUUCUAAAGCAUCUUGGUCCUGAUUGUUUGAAAAUAAUACUAGAGGAAAUCAAAACCCUUGCUCGCGGUCAGGCGCUAGAUCUUAACUGGACGUUCAACAAGACUCGUCCGACUUUCAAUGAGUACUUCAUAAUGGUCGAUCAUAAGACCGGAGGCUUUUUUCGACUGUUACUACGUGCCCUGUGCUCUCUGACAAGCACUGAAGUCGACCCUGACCUGGAACAUCUGAUUACCCUCAUUGGGAGAUAUUAUCAAAUCCGCGACGACUAUCAGAAUCUCGCGUCUGAUGAGUAUACCGCAAGGAAAGGAUUCUGCGAUGAUCUAGACGAGGGCAAGUUCUCGUUUCCAGUCCUCCACUUGCUCGAGCAUAGUUCCAAGUCAGACGAGCUAUUCAACAUCAUAUACAGACAGGACAAGAAGGCGCAGAUGUCGCAUGCCGACAAGCUACAUAUUCUGGCCGAGAUGAAAGAGUGCGGGAGCCUGACGUAUACAUUGGAGGUGCUAGAGAAGCUGUUCACUACGAUGAUGGAAACGCUGGACAGAGUAGAGGAGAAGACGGGCAAGAACAAGCCUCUGCGCUGUUUGAUGCUCAUGUUGAAACUAUAG